AUGACUAGAUCCUCCAGCAAGGAAUUGUUUGAAUUUGAUCCUGAGAUUGAUAGGACUUUUCAUCAAAGAAGGAGGGCUCAAGCUAGCAAUCUUAUAGAAAGUGAUUCUUCUGUUAAGUUAACUGCUGAUUCCUCUAAUUCUCCUGACUCUUCUCAUUCUGACAGUAGCAUAGCUAAUCCUGCUAGGACUAUCAAGGAAUUGGUUUCACCUGAUCUGCAUUUUCAAAAUUGGUGCAUUAAUUAUCCUGAUAUUGACACUGAUUUUGAGUUAAAGUCUAGAUUGAUUCACUUUCUUCCAAAAUUUAAUGGUCUUGCAGGCGAGGAUCUAUACAAUCACUUGAAGACUUUUCAUAUGAUCUGUACUGCUAUGAAGCCUUCUGGUGUGUCUGAGGAUCAGAUUAAGAUGCGUGCCUUCCCAUUUUCUUUGGAAAGUUCUGCAAAGAAUUGGCUUCUUCGCUUACCUCCUGGAUUCAUUACUUCAUGGGACCAGCUGAAAAGGUUGUUUUUGGAAAAGUAUUUCCCAGCAUCUCGGCUCUUGCCUCUUGAGAGAGAUUUACUAGAUUCUGAUGCUGGAGGUGCUCUUCUUGACUUGACUGUUGAAGCUGCUUGGAGAUUGAUUGAAAAGAAAGCUGAAAAUACCCAACAGUUUGCUACUCACACUACUGACUCUUGCCCUUACCUAAAUGAUGGAGUUGACUCGUGUAAUGCAAUAUACCACACUAAGCCUGUGACUCAAGGUGGCCAGAAAUAUGAUCCUUACUUAAAUACAUACAACCUUGGAUGGCGUGACCAUCCAAAUCUCAGAUAUGGGAGUGGCCAGCCUCAACAAUCACAGUUCAAUCAAGUCAUAAACUCUUCUGGUGGUAAAAUGUUCCAACAAGUUAGGCAAACUAUGCCCAAUCAAGAUGAGAGUUUAAAGUUAGAAGGCAUGAUGAAACUCCUGAUGGAUAAGUUUGAACAAAAGGAUUUGCAACAUAGCCAAGAAAUUCAGAAUCUUCAAACUCAGAUCGGGCAGUUAUCUAAUGCACUUAGUAACAUGCAAAGUCAAGGCUCAGGGAAGUUGCCAUCUCAAGUAGUAGUUAACCCUAAUGUUGGCACCCAGCAGAAUCCUAACGUUGGUGGAGUUAAUGCUAUAUCUCUUAGAAGCGGAAAUUCAAUCACCUCUUCAGAUCCUGUCACUACCCAUACCUCAACAGACAAGGAAGCUAUCAUUAAAGAUUCUCCCCCUGCUUCCACAUCGCAUAAUAAGUCCACUUUAUCAAAACCACAUGUGGCAUUGCAAGAAGAGCAAGAAAAAGAUGGGGAAGGGAAGAAAGUGAGUGAGCAAAUCUUACCUUUUCCUACAGGGGUGAUUAGGGCUGAAAGGAGAAAGAAAGAAGCUGAGAUGUUCAAAGAAGUUUAUGAUAUCUUCAAAAAGGUGGUGAUCAAUGUUCCAUUAGUUGAUCUAGUUGCACAAGUGCCCAAGUAUGCGAAGUUUUUAAAGGAGUUGUGUACCACCAAGAAAAGGCUUAAGCAUGAUGGCAAAGUUGACUUAGGGGCGGUUGUCUCCUCUCUUUAUCAAAUGCCAAUGCCAGUGAAGUGA
This is a messenger RNA of Neltuma alba, 1581 nucleotides long. RefSeq lists its product as uncharacterized. Lineage: Eukaryota; Viridiplantae; Streptophyta; Magnoliopsida; Fabales; Fabaceae. The record is from RefSeq and is a predicted model, not a curated record. The coding region runs from base 1 to 1581 and encodes 526 amino acids. The transcript has 3 exons.